Chaetomium globosum CBS 148.51 is the source of this 384-nucleotide messenger RNA. RefSeq lists its product as uncharacterized. Lineage: Eukaryota; Fungi; Ascomycota; Sordariomycetes; Sordariales; Chaetomiaceae. The transcript is spliced from 2 exons. The record is from RefSeq and is a predicted model, not a curated record. The coding region runs from base 1 to 384 and encodes 127 amino acids.
AUGCCGUUGUUCUUUUACUGCCCAUGUUCAAGUGCGCGGCGUGCGCGGCCUAGGUCGUUAUGGGGAACCAUCAUCAGCGUCGGCGGCAUCGAUGCUGGGGGUCUCACUAGAGAGGAACAACUCCAGCUUCUGCAGCUCCUCGUCGUCUCUCCCCUCCUCGACAACGCGGUUGAGCGCGCCGUCAUCGAAGGCAAUUCCGUACCUGCUACCCGUCAGCAUGCUGACUCGCAAACAUACCACAACAACAACAACAACCCCAACAACCUCGCCAUCUUUACCCUCCUCCUCAGCUCACCACCCGCCUUCAGCUCCGGCACCCCGGCCACCAACGCCUCCCAGAACAUGGCCCCACGCAUGUCUGCGGGCACCUCAAAUCACUUCUAA